Molecule: messenger RNA, 1484 nt
Organism: Trichechus manatus latirostris (Florida manatee)
Lineage: Eukaryota; Metazoa; Chordata; Mammalia; Sirenia; Trichechidae
Gene: ABHD16B
Product: abhydrolase domain containing 16B
Exons: 1
Coding region: 72-1484 (470 amino acids)
Biological process (GO): monoacylglycerol catabolic process; phosphatidylserine catabolic process
Cellular component (GO): endomembrane system
Molecular function (GO): glycerophospholipase activity; monoacylglycerol lipase activity
Source: RefSeq, a predicted model, not a curated record
CCUCCCGCGGCGACCCGGACUGGCGACUGGGUGUGGGAGUUCGCGUGCAGUGCCCUGUAGCCUCGGCGCCCAUGUGUGUCAUCUGCUUCGUGAAGGCGUUGGUGCACGUGUUCAAGAUCUACCUGACCUCCAACUACACCUACAAUUUCCGCGGCUGGCCGGUGGACUUCCGCUGGGAUGACGUGCGCGCCACUGGCGGGGGCGGCAGCGGGCACCGUGCGUUGACGUGCGCGGCAGCUGCAGCGGGCGUAUGGCUGCUGCAGGGCGCGGCGUUGGGCGAGGACGCGCCUGGGCGGCCGCCGCGCGCUGCGCGCAGCCAGGCGCAGUGCUUCCUGCAGCAGAUCCGCGAGCUGCCCGGCCAACUCGCCAGUUACGUGCUGGCUCACUCGCUGGGCCGCUGGCUGGUGUACCCCGGCUCCAUGUCCCUGAUGACGCGUGCGUUGCUGCCGCUGCUGCAGCAGGGCCAGGCGCGACUCGUGGAGCGCUACCAAGGCCGGCGCGCCAAGCUGGUGGCCUGUGAUGGCAACGAGAUCGACACCAUGUUCAUGGACCGUCGCCAGAACCCGGGCAGCCACGGCCGCGGCCUGCGCCUCGUCAUCUGCUGCGAAGGCAACGCCGGCUUCUACGAGAUGGGCUGCCUGUCGGCGCCGCUCGAGGCGGGCUACUCGGUGCUGGGCUGGAACCACCCCGGCUUCGGGGGCAGCACAGGCGCGCCGUUCCCGCAGCACGACGCCAACGCCAUGGACGUGGUGGUCAAGUACGCGCUGCACCGCCUGCACUUCACGCCCGCGCACGUGGUGGUCUACGGCUGGUCCGUUGGCGGCUUCACGGCCACCUGGGCCACCAUGACGUACCCAGAGCUGGGCGCGCUGGUGCUCGACGCCACCUUUGACGACCUGGUGCCGUUGGCGCUAAAGGUCAUGCCUCACAGCUGGAAGGGGCUGGUGGUGCGCACCGUGCGCGAGCACUUCAACCUCAACGUGGCCGAACAGCUGUGCCGCUACCCGGGGCCAGUGCUGCUCCUCCGGCGCACGCAGGACGACGUGGUCAGCACCUCGGGCUUCCUGCGCCCCCUGCCGCCCGGCGACGUGGAGGGCAACCGCGGCAACGAGCUCCUGCUGCGUCUGCUGCAGCACCGUUACCCAGCCGUGAUGGCGCGCGAGGGCCGAGCAGUCGUGGUACGCUGGCUGCGCGUCAGCAGCCUGGCGCAGGAGGCCGCCUUCUACGCACGCUACCGCGUGGACGACGAGUGGUGCCUGGAGCUGCUGCGCUCCUAUCGCGCGCGCUGCGAGGAGCAGCUGGAGAGUGAGGAGACCUGGGGGCCGCACGGGCUCGCCUUUCCCUGGCUAGUGGGCCAGGGCCUGAGCACGCGGCGACGCCGGCAGCUCGCGCUGUUCCUGGCUCGCAAGCACCUCAAGAACUUGGAGGCCACUCACUGCAGCCCGCUGGAGCCGCAAGACUUCGAGCUGCCCUGGGCGCCAUAG